UCUAACGACUUUCAGUUAAUAGAAGUGUAUUGUCUUACACGAUCACCUGUAUAAAUAGAAAUUGGAUCUCUCCCCAAAAUGAAAUAUCACGAACAUAAAUCUUCAAUUCUUUUCGUUUUUCCAUAUCCCUCUACCUUUCAGGAUCUACUUCCUCUUACUUUUCAUUUGAUCAUCAUUAUUCCUUAUAUUUGUAUUUGGAUUUUAGAUGUUUGUUGAAUUUUUUUUAAAAAAUAUUUGUUUAAUUCGUGUUCUUUAAUUAUUUUUGUACUUCAUUUGAUGAUUUCGAUUUGCUAAUUACUAAUCGCUGAUUGCGAAUUGCUAAUUGCGAAUUGCCAUUGUAGUUGUGGAUUGCGAAACUGAAUUCUUAUUCUGCGAUUGUUUCUAUGUGUUGCUUCCAAUUUUUGUUUUUGAAUUGUUUUUCCUGAUGAAAUGAUGAUCCUCCAUGGUCUGGAUCACUAAUUGUUCAGGACUUUUCCUAUGGCUGCCUUACCCGUUGUUAAGAAAAUUCUGGACCUUUUGACCUUUCUUUGUGGGUUGCCUAGUGAUACCGAGAGCAAAAGAAUACUCAAGGGUAAAAUUGAAUGUCUAAGUGCCAGAAUAGAUGACUCGGAGAACAUUGAAAGAGCAUCUUGUCUUGUUGGAGGUCAAGGAACCAAGAAGAGAAAAAGAGAUGAUGGUGAUGAUCUUUCAAUUUGGAGAGAUGAAGGUAAGACCCUUUUAGGGAUAGCCCAAAGCUUGUUGACGCAGUUAGAUGAAGGUGGAAGCUUCUUGUUCCGUGCAAAGAAGAGAAAGGAUGCGAACAAUUUGAUGGGGAAACUUGCACUCUAUGAGAAAAAGAGUGAUGUUCUCUAUACUCGAUCCUUAUGUGAUACACCGGGCCCAAACCACGGUUAUUACAUACCGGUGAAGGCGCUAAUAGGUCAAGCAACUUUGAAUGCUUUGACGGUACUUAAGCAUCUAUUGCAGGCAGAUAGUGUCCAACGGGUCGCUAUUCGUGGAGAAUUAGGGAUUGGUAAGACCUUUAUGAUGAAACACUUGCAUAAUGCUGCGUUGAAAUGGGUUGAGAAGUUUGAUUAUGUGUUCUGGGUUACCUCCCCUGCUGAUUUUACUAUCAAGCAUAUGCAAGAUGCUAUUGCUGCUGUGUUAAAGUGUGAUUUUGCUAGUGAUGAUGAUUUGAAUUCAAGGGCUACAAUACUCUCUAACACAUUUGCAGCCCUCGGUAGUUGUGUGCUUUUCUUAGAUGGUGUUCCAGAUGGAGAUUUAUCUUUAGCUCAAAUAGGAAUUCCCAUUCUUGCAGAUGGGAGUGAGUGCAAGCUGGUAGUGACAACUAGCUCUGCCUUGGGUUCCAGAGUGUUGAAUGGUUUUGUAACUGUUGAACUUAAUCGUCUCUCAGAAGAAGAUGCGUUAAAACUGUUCAUGCAUGAAGCAAAUAUUGGCCCAAGUUCUGUUACCUUGCUUAGGAACAUUCCUUGUUUGCUAGCUCGCAAGUGUUGCGGGAUACCAUGCUUGAUUGUCGACAUAGCAUCUCGCAUGUAUGGAAUUGAUGACCUCCAUGAAUGGAACAAUGCACUGUUUGAAAUAGAGAAUAUUGAAGCAAAUUCCCAUGUCAGAAUCCAUGAACGAGCUGAGGUGUGAAAGUUAGGAAAAUUGUAAUCAUCAGCUCCUCCGCCUAUAUCUAAUGAGUGAGACAAUAUUUUGUUGUCUUAACUCUUAUGGUGAUUAUGGUCUAUGUUCUUUUCAACUUCUAAGUUUAAGGUUCGCCAAAAUAAUUUUAGGUGAAAUAAGUUCAAUCACUAGAAACCACUUUAUCAUGUAGAAUAUGGGUGAUAGCAAUCAUAAGUUGAGUCGUAGAAAUGCAUUUAGUUUAGCUGUAUUAAGUGAAGUUCAGGAAAGUAAGUUAAAAGUAAUUAAGAGCAGUCGGGUUCAAGGUAUAAGUUGACUUUUGAGCAAAAAUAAGUCAGAAGGUAGAUCAUAAUUAGUUAGCUGCAAUAGUUAUGUCGAGGAAAAUAAGUUAAAUGGAACAAAAUACGAGUUUAAUUAGGAGGAAAUAAAGUAGUUCAACUAUUGCAAGUUUGGUUUUAAUUCUAAUUUAGUUUACCUGAGCAAGAAUAAGUUGAAAAAAAAAGAACGGACCUUUGUUGUAUGUUACUCUGUUAAUUGUUUCAUCUUCUAAGAGUAUCGGUGCAUUGUCUGGAGUUUGUGUAAUCAGAAUACAAAGUGCUUGGUGUGGAAAGAAUGACUUGAUUUCUGAAAUUAUAAUAUUCGAUAGUUUGCAAUUCGGCUGUCAAAGAGGAAAAAACGACACUUGGUGAAUUAGAUCUUCAUGAUAAAUUAAUGAAGCAUAUCUUCAUGAAACUCUUUGCCAACUUAUGUAAUGGAUGGAUAGUGGUAAUGACUAGAUUGCAUCUCAUGAUUGUGUUAUGAUUAUUUUCACUUUUCCCUGAGCUGUAUUGUUAUUCCUAUCAAUGAGAUGUUAUAGCUUUUUUUGGCAAAUACAUUAAUGAGAAGUAAUCAAAUUAUUUGCUUAUAGAAGUAUAUAAA
Messenger RNA from Amaranthus tricolor (Joseph's coat), 2541 nucleotides. Its product is annotated as probable disease resistance protein At5g47250. The record is from RefSeq and is a predicted model, not a curated record. Bases 478 to 1635 code for a protein of 385 amino acids. The transcript has a single exon. Lineage: Eukaryota; Viridiplantae; Streptophyta; Magnoliopsida; Caryophyllales; Amaranthaceae. Gene Ontology annotation, molecular function: ADP binding.